Messenger RNA from Eriocheir sinensis (Chinese mitten crab), 789 nucleotides. Its product is annotated as histone deacetylase 6-like. The record is from RefSeq and is a predicted model, not a curated record. Lineage: Eukaryota; Metazoa; Arthropoda; Malacostraca; Decapoda; Varunidae. The coding region runs from base 1 to 789 and encodes 262 amino acids. Gene Ontology annotation, biological process: chromatin organization. Gene Ontology annotation, molecular function: histone deacetylase activity. Gene Ontology annotation, cellular component: histone deacetylase complex. The transcript is spliced from 6 exons.
AUGUUCAGCCUCCAGGCCCAGCGGGAGGAGGAGCUGCAGACCCUUCAGGAGAACUACAAGUCUGUCUACCUCCACCCCGCCACCAACGUCUGUGCCCUGCUCUCGGCCGGCUCACUGCUGCAGGUCGUGGACGAGGUGUUUGCAGGCCGAGCCAGGGCCGGCGUGGGCAUCAUCCGUCCCCCGGCCACCACGCCGAGCCGGACCGCCCCCACGGCCUCUGCUUCUACAACAAUGUGGCCGUCGCCGCCAACAGGCUGGGAUGCCAAGGUGGGCGCUGCUUGGGUGCUGGUGGUGGUCUGGGAUGUGCACCCCUGCAGCGGCAUCCAGCAUGUGUUUGUGGCCGAGCCGAGGGUGCUGUACGUGUCCCUCCACUGCCACGACCACGGCCUCUUCUUCCCAUCCUCUGAGGACCCAAACUACGACGAGUGGGGACGGGACCUGGCCAAGGCUACAACAUUAACAUUACCCAGUGGCAUGGGUGACGCAGAGGCUCUCACUCAGGUGGUGCUGCCCGUGGCCUUCCAGUUCAACCCACAGCUGGUCCUGGUCACUGCCAGCCUUGAUGUUGGUGCGGGGACCCACUUGGAGGACCGCAUAGUUCUGGCACUGGAGGGCGGCUUCAACCUCACCACCAUCAGCUACUGUAUGACGCUGUGUGCCAAGGCCUUGCUGGGGGAUCUGCUGCCCCCCCUUGAGCCCCAGCUGGUGCCCAACAAGUGCCGUGCAGACCACCAAUGGCGUCAUCCGUACCCACAGCCGCUACUGGCUGGCGCUCUGCUUCAAGUUUGA